AUGUCCCCUUCUGCAGUCGAGAUGGUCGACGUGUCUCCGCCGGGCGACGCGUUGAACUUUUUGAAAGAGAAUGCCAAAAUGGUACAGAACAGCAGUGGCAGUGAACCUCGAGCAGUGCAAGCAGACCAGCCUCAUAACGCAAACACGACGCCUCACGAAGAAUCCCAAUAUCUCGACCUUAUCAGGGACAUUCUGUCCCGGGGCGAGCACCGACCGGAUCGAACAGGAACGGGCACGCUGUCACUAUUCGCACCGCCCCAACUGCGGUUUAGUCUCUCGAAGGCCGAUCCUGCCUCACCCGCGGCCGAGCGAAUACCCGUGCUGCCUCUUCUCACCACCAAGCGCGUGUUCCUCCGCGCCGUCACCACAGAGCUCCUCUGGUUCGUGUCAGGCUGCACGACCUCCAAACCGCUCUCGGACGCGGGCAUCCACAUCUGGGACGGCAACGGGUCGCGGGAAUUCCUCGACAAGUUGGGCUUCACUGGACGCGAGGAAGGCGACCUAGGCCCCGUGUAUGGCUUCCAGUGGCGUCAUUUCGGCGCACAAUACACGGACUGUCGGACAGACUACACGGGCCAAGGCGUGGAUCAGAUCAAGGAAAUCGUGCGCAAGUUGAAGACGAACCCCUACGAUAGGAGGAUCAUCCUCAGCGCGUGGAACGUGGCCGACUUGUCCAAGAUGGCGCUGCCGCCGUGUCACAUGUUCGCCCAGUUCUACGUCAGUUACCCUGAUGCGGCGCGGGGGGAGGCCGCCUUGCAACAGGUGCUGCAGAGUGGGUCGAAUGGGGGUGAAGAGCAGCAGCAGGCGAGAGGCCAUCUUUCGUGCGUCCUAUACCAGCGGUCCUGCGAUAUGGGGCUCGGUGUGCCCUUUAAUAUCGCCUCGUACGCACUGCUGACACAUAUGCUGGCUCAUGCGUGCGAUUUGGUGCCCGGCGAGCUGAUCCACACCAUGGGCGACGCGCACGUCUACCUCGACCACAUCGACGCCUUGAAGGAGCAACUGCUCCGCGAGCCGCGGGAGUUCCCGACUCUGAACGUCAAGCGCGAUGAUCGAGGGAGUGGUGAGAUGGACGGCUGGAAAGUCGACGAGCUCGAGGUCGUGGGGUACAAGCCUCACGGCGGGAUCAAGAUGAAGAUGAGUGUAUGA
Cladophialophora carrionii CBS 160.54 is the source of this 1146-nucleotide messenger RNA. Its product is annotated as thymidylate synthase. The record is from RefSeq and is a predicted model, not a curated record. Gene Ontology annotation, cellular component: mitochondrion; cytosol. The transcript has a single exon. Gene Ontology annotation, molecular function: thymidylate synthase activity. NCBI's taxonomy places the organism in Eukaryota, Fungi, Ascomycota, Eurotiomycetes, Chaetothyriales, Herpotrichiellaceae. Bases 1 to 1146 code for a protein of 381 amino acids. Gene Ontology annotation, biological process: dTMP biosynthetic process.